AUGGGACGCAGGCUUAAACAAACACGAGAAGCCACAUCUUUAGUUUUAAAUAAUGAAAACAAUGUGGUAGCAGGGCAGUCGGCCACAUACAACUGUUCAAGUGAUGGAAAUGAUGUCAAUCCCACAAUUCAGUGGUCAAUAAGAACUAUAUACGGAACUCUUGUUAAAAGUAAUUCGCAAUUAUCAUCGAUGGUAGUGAGCGGGGGUUCGGUCAAUGAUGGUGCUAUAAAAAGUAGUGUUACGUUCACCGUACAAAAAUCGUACCUCUUAAAUCACAGAUUAUGGUGCAGUGCCGUGGAUGCAGGUCAAAGUUCAGCUACUAUGAAGAUAUUCACGGCCAUAUCUGCUUCAACAACAGACAGCUAUGUAGCUUUUUUAAUACUACCUGUGUAUGUUUUAUUGCAUAAAUAUCGAGUAUUCAUAACAUAUUUUUCAUUUACAGAGCAAUUUUAUCAGCAUCUUACAGGCUUUCAAGUUUUCUUAGCUAACAAAACUGGACAAAAUUUUUUUCAUUUAUUGGAGAAGGAUACAAGAAAGUUAGUAGGAGACAAACAUGUAAUUACAUUUGCAAGUACAUUAACACGUUAUAUUAGGAUUCAGAGAAGUGGCGUUCUGACGUUAUGUGAAGUAACUGUGACUGAGGGAGAAUGUCAAAUUGGAACUUUUGGUGAGGAAUGUUUACGAUCUUGUCAUUGUGCAGAUGAACGUGCAUGUCAUAAAUAUAUUGGAUAUUGUCAAUCAGAGGUGUGUAAGUCUGGUUGGACAGGUCGAGCGUGCAACCGGGUUGAAGAUAUUAACAAUGGAACCCAGCCAAGCAAUGAAAACGAAAAUACUGCAUACCUUUUAGCAGGAGCAGUUGGUGGAUCAGUAGCUGUGCUGAUCAUUAUUGUUUUAACUAUCACAGUGGUAGUAUUGGUAUUAAGAAAAAGGAAAAGCGAGAGUAAUAAAACACAAUACUCAACUCCAGAUUCUCGAAUUAACAAUACUGACUCUGAAUACGACACUUUAGAUAACAUUAAUGGCAACAACAGCCAAGCAGAUACCACAGGCUAUGAAAAUGCUAUCACAACAAAUUUGUGAUAUACUUUCUUAC
This is a messenger RNA of Ruditapes philippinarum (Manila clam), 1093 nucleotides long. RefSeq lists its product as uncharacterized. The record is from RefSeq and is a predicted model, not a curated record. The transcript has 7 exons. NCBI's taxonomy places the organism in Eukaryota, Metazoa, Mollusca, Bivalvia, Venerida, Veneridae. Bases 1 to 1080 code for a protein of 359 amino acids.